This is a messenger RNA of Ceratotherium simum simum (southern white rhinoceros), 2186 nucleotides long. Lineage: Eukaryota; Metazoa; Chordata; Mammalia; Perissodactyla; Rhinocerotidae. The record is from RefSeq and is a predicted model, not a curated record.
GAAUCGUGGGUAGCUGUGUCGGUGAGUGUGGCGGCUGGAACUCUGGCCCUUCCUUUCUUCUUUGGCUUUAGGGCCUCCGCCGCCGUCGAAGUAGAAGGGGCACCGCGACUACUGACAUAGGCUCGCUUAGCAUUAGCUCUGUGCCUCAUGUUAGUUCAUGAAGUUUUACCAUCUAUUUAAGUAAUCAAAAAUGGAAAAUUCUGCAAAAGCAGAGGAAUGUGAAAAGAUCUCUCUUGAAGAGGCAAAAGCAUCCAUAGAUUUGGAAACAGAGUCUUCAUUCAGUAGUAGUGAAAACACAAGUGCUCCUGGGACUGGGCUUUCUGAAAAGGCUCCUACUUGUGGGCAAGUAGACACACCAAAAAAGAGAAAAAUGGAGUUUGAAGAUGAUCUUGUAAAGGAAAGUUCUAGUUGUGGGGAAGACACUCUGUCCAAGAAAAGAAAACUUGAUGCUGAAAUUGUCCCAGAGGAAAAAGGUUCUGGUGAUGAUGAAGGCAUUUCAAGGAAAAGAAGAAUGGAAACUGAUGAUUUUCCAAAAGAUGAACCUUCUACUGGAGAUGGCACUCAGAAAAAGAGAAAAAUAGAACUUGAGGAUGUUCCUGAAAAGCAAAAACACUUGGAAGAAGGACACAGCUCAGCAGUGGCUGCCCACUACAAUGAACUUCAGGAAGUUGGUUUGGAGAAGCGUAGCCAAAGUCGUAUUUUUUACCUAAGGAACUUUAAUAAUUGGAUGAAAAGCAUCCUCAUUGGGGAAUUUUUAGAAAAGGUGCGACAGAAAAAAAAAUGUGAUAUCACUGUUUUGGACCUGGGAUGUGGGAAAGGUGGAGAUUUGCUCAAGUGGAAAAAGGGAAGAAUUAACAAGCUAGUUUGUACUGAUAUCGCUGAUGUUUCUGUCAAACAGUGUCAGCAGCGGUAUGAGGACAUGAAAAAUCGUUGUCGUGAUAAUGAAUAUAUUUUCAAUGCAGAAUUUAUAACUGCUGAUUGUUCAAAGGAACUUUUGAUUGACAAAUUUCAUGACCCAAAAAUGUGCUUUGACAUCUGCAGUUGUCAGUUUGUCUGUCAUUACUCAUUUGAGUCCUAUGAGCAGGCUGACAUGAUGCUCAGAAAUGCUUGUGAGAGACUGAGCCCUGGAGGCUAUUUUAUUGGUACUACUCCCAAUAGCUUUGAACUGAUAAGACGCCUUGAAGCUUCAGAAACAGAAUCAUUUGGAAAUGAAAUAUAUACUGUGAAAUUUCAGAAGAAAGGAGAUUAUCCUUUAUUUGGCUGCAAAUAUGACUUCAACUUGGAAGGUGUUGUGGAUGUCCCUGAAUUCUUGGUCUAUUUUCCAUUGCUAAAUGAAAUGGCGAAGAAGUACAAUAUGAAACUAGUCUACAAAAAAACAUUUCUGGAAUUCUAUGAAGAAAAGAUUAAGAACAACGAAAAUAAAAUGCUGUUAAAACGAAUGCAGGCCCUGGAACCAUAUCCUGCAAAUGAGAAUUCCAAACUUGCCUCUGAGAAGGUGGAUGACUAUGAACAUGCAGCAAAGUACAUGAAGAACAGUCAAGUAAGGUUACCUUUGGGAACCUUAAGUAAAUCAGAAUGGGAAGCUGCAAGUAUUUACUUGGUUUUUGCAUUUGAGAAGCAGCAGUGAGCACAUACACAGUAGCACCAGAACAGCUGUAUUCCAUCUUAUGAUCCAUCUUAGAUAGAUUUGACAACUUUCCAUUUGUUUAUUUUAAUUAUUCUAAAUGUGCAGGAUGCUGCCGGAAACUCCACUGUAUAAAUUCAACAUUUGCUGUCUGUGACAGAUGAACUUUUGUUUGUGUAUAUAAGAAUAAGUUGGGACCUUUGUCUUUAAAAAUCUAUUUUUAAGUAAUGUUCUAAGAAUUCCAUUUGCCUCUACUCUCUCAGCUCAUAAAAAUUAUAAUAUGACUUGUUAAAGCCGCUGAACUUUUUCCACAGUGUUCUGGUUUGUUCAGUGUUUGUUUACAGUAUUAAAUUUAUUACAGUUAUAAAAUUGAUGAGGGAGCAUACUGAUUUGCAGGUGUAUGUGCUCAUUUCCGUAGUUUUGUUAUAUAGUGUUUUUCAAGAUUAAGUGGAUUGUGUUCUAUACAAUUGAAUGUAGGUGUUCAAUAUGUAUUGCUAAAGUUAUAAGUUCAAAACUAAAUUUUAGAUGGUUGUAAAAGUUGUCUAGAAUUUUAGCCAGUUAU